UCUAGUGAAAAAACGCAGUCGCAGCAUUAACUAGCUUAAAAACCUACUCUAAACGAAAUAAUCUUAAACUUAAAAACUAAAUCAAGACAAUGCCAGUGGACCAAGUUGUCAUUUCCUACAUCCGCCAUCGCAACUGGAUGAAUGUCUUGCUGCUCAGAUCGAUGAAUCUGUACAAGGAGGUUCUCGGCGAAGGUCCCACCGAGAAGAUCGAGGUCAGCCCCAAUGGGAUCUGCUGGAGCGAACAGAACUUGGAGUACCGCAUUAUGGUGGAUAAGUUCUUCGAUAUACAGGUCAAAACGGAACAGGACGAGCCGCCCUACAGCCUGGUUGAAGUGCAGAACAACAAUCUGGCCUUUGGCCUUGGUCUCCGUCGGAUUAGGCAUCGUAUGGUGGAGCAACUGACCGUUGACGUGGAGCAGGCGAAUCUAAUCCAGCGUAUUGAGCCAUUGACGCCCUACUCUUUUCACUGCAGCAACUGCGCCAAUGAGCUAAUUGAACGGAGGCAGUACCUCCAAGUAAAAGAGGUCCCAUUGUCGACCAUGAAGCCGCAGAACUACUUCUGUGCCCGCUACAGGACGCCGGUGUAUCCCAAGGAGGACGAGCUCUUCUUCGGCCUCAACUACCUGGUGAUCUCCAUCCAGUUGCUGGGCAACGGGGUCACCAGCACUCAGGGUCGUCGUCGACUGGAGUGCUCCCGCUGCAAGCAGUCCGUGGGCGAGUUUCUGGGCAAGGACGUGGCCGUGCAGCUCUACGCGGAUGCCAUACGUUUGGUGGCUGGGGAUUCCCCCGUGUUCGAGUUCAAGGAGAUCUUCGGCCACGUGACUGCCACCCAAAUGAUGCUGCGCCUGCUGCACGACGCCGACCCCACAAAUCCCGAGAAAACACGCCUAUUCCUCAAGGCCGUUCGUCCGGACGGUCAGCUGCACUACUUGCUACUGCAGGUGGACACCCGAGAGAUGCACAUUCUGCGCUCCGAGCUGGACACUUCCGAGGAAGCUGGACACCUGGAGUCGGCUAAGGCCUUACCCAUGGAGGCCGACACCAGCAGCGAGAGUGAUUUCGAGAUGAGUAUCAGUGAUGUGAGUAGCAGUAGCAUCAGCACCAUCACCUCCAGUCCACAAACAGGCAUUGAAGAGCGUUCACUUUCGAAGCCGAAAACUGCCGAGGGAAUCGCCCCGAAAUCCGUGCGCUAUGUCGAGUUGAGGGGCUAUCGCGGCUGCCGCGUGAAGUUCCUUUUCUCAGGAACCGACCACGAUUUAACAGAGAACAACGAGAUCUUCACGGCGUGGCGCAACGAUGGAUGCCACAUGCUGCGCAUCUCCUACGCGAUGAUGGCAGAGCUGAUCGGCGAACUGCAUGCCAAUGAGAACCUGGUGGCCGUCCUUGAGAUGAUACCGCCACCCUCCAAAUCCGACAAGCCCCGGCUGAGCUACAUAAUCUACGAGAAAGACGAGGAGUUCUAUGCCAGGCAGCAGAAAUUCACCAAGCGGUCCACUUAAGGAUCCUAUUGAAGUUGUAUGUUUUUAAGCCAACGUUACUUCUAAAGCUGUAUCUUGGAUAUGUUAUAAUAAUGGUACCCAAAAAACCUAGUGGAUUAAAUAUUAAAACAAGGGAUUAAAAUGUA
This is a messenger RNA of Drosophila elegans, 1624 nucleotides long. RefSeq lists its product as uncharacterized. Lineage: Eukaryota; Metazoa; Arthropoda; Insecta; Diptera; Drosophilidae. The coding region runs from base 90 to 1499 and encodes 469 amino acids. The record is from RefSeq and is a predicted model, not a curated record. The transcript has a single exon.